Molecule: messenger RNA, 1063 nt
Organism: Pocillopora meandrina
Lineage: Eukaryota; Metazoa; Cnidaria; Anthozoa; Scleractinia; Pocilloporidae
Source: the annotation of a GenBank genome assembly
AUGGAUGGCUCCGUUUAUUUUAACCGCACCUGGAAUAACUACAAAUAUGGCUUCGGUAACUUGCUCGGUGAAUUUUGGCUCGGACUGGACAAGAUAAACCGUCUGACACAAAACAAAACAAAGAACAUGCUUCGAAUAGAUCUGGGGGUAACUACGCACCAAACUGUUCACGCUGAGUAUGAAUGGUUUGAGAUUGGGAACGCGACGGCUGACUACCGCCUGUACAUUGGCAAUAUGACGAGUAAGUAAGCCGUCUUUUUAAACAUCCAUCGUUCGAUUUUUAUGUGUUACUUCCCUAUCGACGUCUACUGCCCCAUUCACACCAAAGCUUAAGAGCUGUUUUGCUAAAACCAUUUAAAAUGUGUUUCUUCAGAGAGGCUGCUUAAACUGAUGUAUGUCCAUUUAGCAAAUUAAAAAGUUAGUGACAACUUGAAUCCUAUGAAAAACUGGUUUUUAAUUCCAUCCCUUAUCCCAACUCCUCGUAACCUGCAAAGAAUGGUUCGUUCUAGUGUAUGCCCGUUUGACUGUGUUUUGCUGUUAAUUCUGCCCAUACCAAGUUGAGUCCGCGCUCCUCCUUGGAUAGUUUUCUUAAGCUGCUUGAGAUAGAAAAUUCAUUGACCUCGGCUUUAGCAAAAUCAUAAAAUUUGAGUAUUUUCUUAUUUUGCCAGGUGUUUUUGUAUUCGGAUAUCUGCCCUACUUCGUCGAUUCGUAGCUAUCGAGUUUGAGGUGUUAUCUUGAUCCUAAUAUUAUGGAAUUUUGGUAUUUAUUAUUAUUAUUUUUUAAGCAGAUUCAACUGUUUCCUCUGACUCCCUCAAUCCUCACAAAGAUCUCAUUUUUGGUACCUGGGAUAGAGAUCCUGCCCAUUGUACUCAAAAAAAAAAGAGAAAAAAAAAAGGCUGGUGGUAGCGCUUGUGCUGUUUGGUCGAAUCUCAACGGAAUUUAUCCGCAUUGUCGAAAGGAAACCUGGGCCGAUAUCCAUUGGGGAAAAUUAGAUCCAAACAGUCCCGCGGGCAGCGCCCCCACAUCAACUGAAAUGAAAAUUAGACCAGUGGAUUUUUUUUAA